AGGAGCAGGACAUGUUCAUUGUACAAGCUAUUCUGAAAGAAUACCGCGGCUGUUGAGGUGAAGUCUAUGAAAUACGUGAUGUCUUCAAAGUUGUUUAGUCAGUGAAAGACGAUUGAAGUGUUCCGAUUUAGUUUGAUAUAUGUGAACUGUUUAGAGCGGCAUGUACGAAUGAUAGAAAAGUAACGGUUGCGCGUUGUCAGUUUAGGAAUUUGUUCGCUAGCAGUAACGUUACUUAGCUAGUAAGCCACAUUGCGGUCCUGUUUCUUGGCAUUCUAGCUUGUAUUGUGGGAUGGGUACCUAGCUUUACGACGAAAUUUAGUAAAGUGUCAUUUCAUUACCACAUUUUUCGCUUUGGUUUAGUAAAAAAAUAAAAAUAGAUAACGACGUUUACGCUUGUCUGUAGUAGAAAGUUGACAUUGUGGGACGAGAGAAGAACGUUCUCAGUGGUUUUUACAAGAAGAUCCCCAAACCAACUAGUUAUCAUGAACGGGUUCAGCACAGAAGAAGACAGUCACGAUGGACCCCCGGCGCCACCGUUUUAUGGCCAGACUUGUUGUUUGAUUGAGGACGGUGAGCGCUGCGGACGAUCAGCUGGAAACGCUUCCUUCAGCAAGCGGAUCCAGAAAAGCAUAUCGCAAAAAAAACUAAAGCUGGAUAUCGACAAAAGCGUUCGACACCUCUACAUAUGCGACUUCCACAAAAACUUCAUCCAGAGUGUCCGUAACAAAAGGAAGAGGAAGACAAGUGACGAUGGAGGGGAGUCUCCGGAUCAUGAUGUGGAAGUGCCAGAGGUGGACCUGUUCCAGCUUCAGGUGAACACGCUGAGACGCUACAAGAGACACUACAAGCUCCAGACCAGACCUGGCUUGAAUAAGGCCCAACUGGCUGAGACUGUCAGUCGCCACUUCCGGAAUAUCCCAGUGAACGAGAAGGAGACUCUCACAUACUUUAUUUAUAUGGUGAAGAGCAGCAAAAGCCGACUGGACCAGAAAUCGGAGGGCAGCAAACAGCUGGAAUAAAGCACCAAUAAGUCUUGGACAUGAACACGUGUGUUUGAUGAUAAGGUGUUUCCUGCCAGCCAGCCAAACCGGAUUUAAGACUGCUGUCGAGACUCUCCGCAGGGUAUUGUAAUUCUGUAAUGUGAAUAUGCCGAUAUGUACAAAAUACGCGGUAUGAAGAUAUGAAGAUAUCAGCAACACGGUAGAAUGCAAUGUAUGAGAACUGCCUUAAAGUUUUUUUUUUUUUUUUUUGUAUUUUGCAUGGACUGUUAACAACUUUAAGAAAGGCUUGUGUCAAACCAGAGAGUGUGCAAACUUAAUAUUUCAAUAAACUGGACAGGAUGCAUUUUGUGAAUGAAAAGAUGGUGGAUAAGGUUUUGGGAAGUGUUGCACAUUGUCUGUCCAAUUAGAAUACUCGUUAUCUCAUCCAGUGGUAUGACAUGCAUGGGAAGACUGAUGAAGUUGAAUGAUGUAGCAUUUGGCCCUGACCCUUUUUUACAUUUUACAUUCAGACUUUACCUGCUCUGUCCCAAGUCUUUCUUAUACACUGAAACACACACAUACUGCAGAGUGAAAUGGCGUUUCAGUGAAUAACAAGCUCUUUUCAAGUAUUGGUGGCGAUUUUAUGUCUGACUCUUUUCUUUACUAAAUGUUCUACCUUUUUUGUGAGAAAUGUCAGUACAGUACUUUAGUUCAUUCUUGAUUGUAAGGUCUCUGUGUGUCUGGUGGAAAGUAACUACUUCAGUCUUUGUUUUCAUUGUCAUUUUCUUGGUUUCAGCUUUUGAGACUAAUUUAAAGCAUUUAAUUGAAGUUUUGUUUAUUAGGGGUUUAAAAUGUGUUAUUAUUAAUAUUAUUAUUUUAGAAGAAAAUUGUUGCUGUACUAACACAGGCACGUAGAAAGCCUCAACUUGAGAGCAAUUAACCAUAUUUGAACCACCUAAAUUGUUUUCACAAUGCACACAAGCACUGGCUGUACUUUGCCUUAGUGUUCACAAUACAUUUUGUUCUAUUCUUUUGGAGUGUAUUUCUGAGGAAUCAUGUCACCCUCAGCUGUCAAGUCUAUUUCCUCUCCUGGCACAGUGUUGAAAUUCUGUCUGUCUCGUGGGCACACAACCACACGAUAACACUACCGCUUAUAGUCGCUGGUGGAAGAUGGGAGUCGUAAAAAUAACACGUUUUUGCUUUCUCUGUAUCACUAAUUGGGAUUUUCUUGUUCACUUCAACACUGCUGUUUUGUUUGAUUGUCAGUGGUCUAUUCACAGAUGAUGCUAUGCCUUAGUAUUGAGUAGGUUUUCUCUGUCCCAGACCUUAUUUAAGUCCUACGGAAUAACUUAAUGUCUACUGUUUUCCAUCUUACACCAUCAAUUAGCCAUGUCAAAUGUGUCAUUUGCUGAACUAUCGAUGGCUUUUUUGAGUUUUUGCUUGUAGCUUUGUUAGUGCCAUAUAGAUUUCCCUCUUCUUUUUUUUCCCCUCCUAUGUUAGCAUAUUGGCUGUGUUGCUUAACCCAUUUGUUGUAAUAGAUAAAACACAUUUAUUUAAA
This is a messenger RNA of Coregonus clupeaformis (lake whitefish), 2538 nucleotides long. Its product is annotated as histone deacetylase complex subunit SAP30L. The record is from RefSeq and is a predicted model, not a curated record. The coding region runs from base 483 to 1019 and encodes 178 amino acids. Gene Ontology annotation, molecular function: protein binding; transcription coregulator activity. NCBI's taxonomy places the organism in Eukaryota, Metazoa, Chordata, Actinopteri, Salmoniformes, Salmonidae. Gene Ontology annotation, cellular component: histone deacetylase complex. The transcript is spliced from 4 exons. Gene Ontology annotation, biological process: regulation of DNA-templated transcription.